This is a messenger RNA of Ascoidea rubescens DSM 1968, 1059 nucleotides long. Its product is annotated as FAD-dependent oxidoreductase. The transcript has a single exon. The record is from RefSeq and is a predicted model, not a curated record. Gene Ontology annotation, molecular function: FAD binding; D-amino-acid oxidase activity. NCBI's taxonomy places the organism in Eukaryota, Fungi, Ascomycota, Saccharomycetes, Ascoideales, Ascoideaceae. Bases 1 to 1059 code for a protein of 352 amino acids.
AUGACUAAAGCUGUGGUCUUGGGUUCUGGUAUUAUUGGUUUAUACACUGUUUUUCAUUUGCUUGAGAAGCAGAUCAAGCCAUCGGAUAUCACUGUUGUAGCUGAGUAUUUCGCUGAUGAUCAAUCGAUAAACUACACUUCGCCAUGGGCUGGCGGUAACUUUUGUGCCAUUUCUCCCUCUGAUCCUUUAUCGUUGGAAAUGGAUAAGUUUACUUAUUUGAAUUUGUUCAAAGUCCAAAAGGCACUAGGUGGCCCAGAAAAGUCUGGUUUAGACAUGAUGCCAAUGACCGAAUUCUGGGACUACGAUCCACCUUCUGAGAAAUUAAAGUCUUUGCAAUCCUAUUUGAAGGAUUUCAAGAUCUUGUCCAGGGAUGAGUUGGCCAAGAAAAACGAACCCAAAAUCAAGUUUGGUAUCAGCUACACCACAUGGAACUUCAACUGUCCAUUUUUCUUGAAGAAAAUGAGUGAUUACAUGAGAUCCAAGGGAAUUCUUUUUGUUCAAAGAAAGCUAACUCACAUCUCGCAAGCAUUUUUAGAUGAAUCUACCAAGGUUGUCUUCAACUGCACAGGAAUUGGCGCCAGAGAUUUGGUCAAGGACCACAAUGUCUUCCCUGGCAGGGGCCAGGUCGUCGUCAUCAAGGCUCCUCACAUCAAGGAAAACUGUGUUCGCUGGGGAAAGAGCACAGCAACCUAUAUCAUCCCCAGGCCCUACUCCCAGGACUCGUUGGUGUUGGGUGGCUUUAUCCAGAAGGACUGCUGGUCUGGCGACACUUAUGGCGAUCAGACCGAGGACAUCCUCAGGCGAACCACUGCAUUGUUGCCCCAGAUCCUCGAGCAAAACGCCCAUGGCAGUAGAAUAGAGGACCUUGAGAUCAAGAGAGUGGCUGCUGGAUUGAGGCCUUACAGACAUGGUGGACCUAGGGUGGAAGAAGAACAGCUUCCUGAGGGCAAGAGUGUGGUGCACUGCUAUGGCCAAGCUGGCACUGGGUACCAGAGUGGGAUGGGCUGGACCAACACUGCGACAGAUCUCUGGCUCAGGCGAAGGAGUUCAAAGUUGUGA